This is a messenger RNA of Capsella rubella, 1530 nucleotides long. RefSeq names its product zinc finger MYM-type protein 1. The record is from RefSeq and is a predicted model, not a curated record. Bases 1 to 1530 code for a protein of 509 amino acids. The transcript is spliced from 5 exons. Lineage: Eukaryota; Viridiplantae; Streptophyta; Magnoliopsida; Brassicales; Brassicaceae.
AUGGAUGAUCAACCACAGGAUCCAGCUAACACCAAUAUUGAUGACCAACCACUGGAUCCAGCUAACACCAAUGUCGAUGAUCAACCAUUGGAUCCAGAUAACACCAAUGUCGAUGAUCUGCCUUGGGAUCCAGCUAAGAGAAAAGAGAUAGUGAGUUAUCAUCCGAAUCAAAGAGACGAGGUAAGACGCAAAUAUCUUGUUAGAGGUCCAUGUCAACCUUCUGGUCAUUCUUUUAAAAGAACAAAGAUGAGUAAUGCAACAAGACGAUUUAAUCCAGCUUGGUUUGAAAAAUACGGUACUUGGCUAGAGUAUAGUGUAUCAACAGACAGAGCUUUUUGUUUGUGUUGCUACUUAUUUAAAGGUGACGGACGGAAGCAAGGUGAGAGUGAUGCAUUUGUGAAAGAAGGGUUUUGUCUCUGGAAUAAGCCUGAAAGGUUAGAAACUCACAUAGGCGGAACCAACAGUUUUCACAAUUGUGCUGUAGAGAAGUGUGAUAACUUGAUGAAGCAAGCCCAAUAUUUGUUGCGACAAGGAUUGUCUUUUCGUGGUCACGAUGAGUCAGAAGAAUCUGCCAAUAGAGGAAAUUUCUUGGAACUAGUGAAAUACACAGGAGAACAGAAUGAUGCUAUAAGUAAGGUUAUUUUGAAUAAUGCUCCGAAAAAUAACCAGAUGAUUGCUCCUAAGAUUCAGAAAGAGAUUGUGAAUUGUUUUGCAGAAGAAGUAGUGAAAUCGGUUAUUGAAGAAAUUGAUCAUGGCGUCUUUGGUCUGUUAGUUGAUGAGUCUGCUGAUAUAUCUCACAAAGAACAAAUGGCAGUUGUAUUUCGAUUUGUUGAUAAGAGCGGAGACGUGAAAGAAAGGUUUAUUGGAGUUGUUCAUGUUAAAGAAACUUCGUCUGCAUCUUUGAAGUCUGCUAUUGAUAAUUUAUUUGCUAAGUACGGGUUGAGUUUGAAAAAGCUAAGAGGACAAGGUUAUGAUGGGGCAAGCAAUAUGAAAGGUGAAUUUAAUGGCUUGAGAGCAUUGGUUGUUAGAGAAAACAUUGCAGCAUAUUAUGUUCAUUGUUUUGCUCAUCAACUUCAGUUGGUGGUGGUGGCAAUCGCAAAAAAACACUUUGAGGUGCAGGAAGGAAUUAGUAGUGGUGAGAUUAACACGGGUACUGGAUUAAAUCAAGAAAUUUCGCUACAAAGACCUGGAAAUACUCGUUGGGGUUCUCAUCAGAGAACAUUGCAAAGGAAAGACCAAGAUAUUUUGAAUGCCAUGUCAUUGGUGGAAUCUACUAAGAGAGAAUUACAGAAGCUUAGAGAUGAUGGAUGGGAUUCACUUAUGAAUAAAGUUUCAUCUUUUUGUGAGAAACAUAAUGCUGAACUGCUUGUCAUGGAAGACGUUUUUGUAGAUCCAAGGAAACCAAGAAGAAAAACCAAUAUAACCAACCUACAUCAUUAUAAGGUUAACUGCUUCUACACUAUUAUAGAUUUACAGCUUCAGGAGUUCAAUGAUCGUUUUACGGAGCUAUGGGGAGGUUUUGUCUUUUGA